Molecule: messenger RNA, 3861 nt
Organism: Heteronotia binoei (common prickly gecko)
Lineage: Eukaryota; Metazoa; Chordata; Lepidosauria; Squamata; Gekkonidae
Gene: BUB1B
Product: BUB1 mitotic checkpoint serine/threonine kinase B
Exons: 23
Coding region: 382-3567 (1061 amino acids)
Biological process (GO): meiotic sister chromatid cohesion, centromeric; mitotic spindle assembly checkpoint signaling
Molecular function (GO): protein kinase activity
Source: RefSeq, a predicted model, not a curated record
GGUGUUCGAGUUGGUGUUUAAUUAGUCGGUUGUUUAUAUGUGUGCUGCGUAAGUGAGGGCGGGGGGGUGUUGUUUUUUGCUCUGCGAUUGGCUUAGGGGUGAAGGUUGCCUUUCCUGUUUACGGGGUUCCUGAGUGGUGUAGGAAGCCAAAGAUUUUAACUCCUCUCGCUGCAACACAAAAAUAAAUGCUGAUGCUCCUUAAAUGAGAUGAUUAUCACUGCGAAUGUGUGGGAUCUCUGGCUGAUAAUGAUUGAACAAAUAGGCCAUCCUGAAUGCUUACUGUCAUUUCCUUAUGCAGAAUCUUAAUUUCCUGUCCUGGAAAUAACACUGCUACAUAUUGCUGUCAAUGCUGUAGAGUGACCUUAAAAAACAAAAGUUACCAUGGCUUCAGAUGGGAAUGAAUGGGAAUUGAGUAAAGAGAAUGUGCAGCCUCUUAGGCAGGGGAGAGUUAUGGCCACCUUGGAGGAAGCUCUGGCUCAGCAGGAUGUUUCCAGCCAUGCAGCUAUCCAGCAACAAAAACGGGAAUUUGAAUCUGAAAUUCGUUUUUAUUGUGGAGAUGAUCCUCUGGAUGUCUGGGACAGGUAUAUCAAGUGGACAGAGCAGACCUUUCCGCAAGGUGGUAAAGAGAGCAACCUCUCUGCUGUGUUGGAGAGAGCUGUUAAAGCACUGAGUGAACAACAGAAAUAUUACCAAGACCCCCGGUUCCUCAAUCUCUGGCUUAAAUUUGGGAAUUGCUGUAGUGAACCUCUGGACCUGUAUAGCUAUCUGCACAGCCAGGGGAUAGGCACAUCUCUGGCACAGCUUUAUAUCACUUGGGCAGAGGUACUUGAAGAAAGAGGAAGCUACAAAAAAGCUGACUUGAUAUUCCAGGAUGGUCUGCUGUGUAAGGCUGAACCAUUGGAUAAACUACAAUCCCACCAUAGGCAGUUCCAGGCCCGAGUAUCUCGGCAGGCCCUACAAGAUCUUGAAGAAGACUGUGAAGAGGAGUCAGGUUUUUCUGAACCUCAAAGAACAACAUUGGCAGAACUGAAAGGAAGAGGGAAGAAAACAAUGAGAGCCCCAAUCAGUCGUGUAGGAAAUGCUGUGAAGCUCCCAAGCCAGGGGCAGAGAUUCCAGCAUCCACCAUCUCAGCAGAUUUCAGGUUGUCCAGCCUUUGCUGUAUAUGAUGAAAAUAAAUCAGAGGCUUCUAGAGCUGAGCUUCCAAUGCUUGUACCACAGCCAUGGGCAGCUGCUCCAACAAUAAAGGCCAAGGAGAAUGACUUACAGGCAGGACCAUGGAACAUAAGGAGGCGUCCUAGCAACAAUAUGGACUCCAGUACUGUGGCUCCAGUUGCGCUCCCCAAUUUUACUCCAUAUGUUGAAGAGUCAGCACAGCAACAAACAAUGACUCCCUGUAAAAUAGAGUCUAGUAUAAACAGUGUGUUAAGUGCUCGAAAGCCAGGGAAAGAGGAAGAUCCGCUGCAUCGUGUGCAAAGUCAUCAGCAAGAUGGUCAGGAAAAGAAGGAAAAACCAAUGUAUUGCAAAGACAGAGUAUAUGCUGGUGUUGAGGAGUUCUCCUUGGAGGAAAUCAGAGCUGAAAUCUACAGGAAAAAAGCCAAAAAGAAAAGGGAAGAAGAGCUACAGACAAUAGCACAGAAGAAAGCUGAAUUACAAAGGAAAAUUGAAGAGAUGGAGAAGAUAAUGAGAGAGCAACAAGCUACUCAUGAUCAGAAGCCAUACGAACAGCAGAUAUUGGCACAGAUACCUGUUGAUGUGAUGUCUGAUGUGCCAGAAAUUCUGAAGCUUCCUAUGACACAAAAACAAGCCUCUCUGACAGAUACUGCUGCACUUGCUGAAAGACCUUUUUCAGACUGUUUCUCCUUAAAAAGCAAUUUUGAACUGGAUGAAAAUGUUCAACACAGAAAGUCAAGCUCUAGUGAUUCUGAGAUUCCUCCUCCAGUGAUUCCCUCAGUGCCUUUCUCCAUAUUUGAUGAAUCAUUUGUUUCAGAAAACCAGAAUGUCAGUCUUUCUACUGGUCCCCCACUGGUAUGUGCCAAAUGUCCUGUUGCUGUUCGCAAACCUUCAGAAAGUAUCACUGCAAAGGAAAACAUACCUCCUGAAAUUUCUGAUGAGCUUCAUGGAAUUGAACCCCUGAGUGAAGAUCCAAUUGUUACUGGCUCAUAUAGGAACAAAACCCUCUGCCCCAACCCUGAAGAUACUUGUGACUUUGUUACAGCUGCACACAUUGCUUCAACACCUUUCCAUGGGGUAACAGAACAGAGAAGCAGACUUGAUGAUGAGCCUAAGGAAGCAUGUCCAAAACCUCAGGCAGCAUCUCUGAGCCAGCAUACAAUUGCUAGUGAGGAUCAGUAUACUGAGGCUCUGUUUGUAAAAAAACUGAGUCCAAUUAUGGAAGCAAGCCAGGAAGAUACUAGGUCUUCUGCAUCUUCAGCUUCCCCGACACAAAUCUCUACGAAUGCAUUUGAACAGAUGCCAGAGAAGCUGAAAUUGGCUCAGAGCUGCACUGAUGAAAUCACAAGUGACACAAAUUUAUCUAACAACUUUGCAGAGGGAUUACAGUAUAAAGAACAUCGCAGACAGCUCUUGCAGCCUCUUCCAGACUUCCUGGCAAAGUCUUCUGACUUUAAAUUAGAGCUUCAACCAAUGCCUUGGAUGGAAUUAGAAAAAGAAGUUGGCAUAGGCAAUGAAAUUUACAGUAUCACUCGAGAGUAUGUUAUCAGCAAAGAUGACAAGAUGUUCUCUGCUGUGUUAUCCAACUUUCCUCAUGAAACCUUGAAGACAUUUUUAAUAAAGGUGCACUCUGAACCAGUGCCUUGGGACUUUUACAUCACACUGCGACUGCAAGAACAACUUGAUGCUGGGUUUGAUCAGAGCUUCAGUGACAGCUGCACAUGUUUCUUGUACCACAAUGGCUGUGUGACUCUACAUAAAGAGAUAAAUCGAUUUACUGUUCAGGAUAUGAUCCAGUUCUGUACAGUUAUUCCACAAGAAGUGAUCUUGCUGAUUGUUGACAAUCUCCUAGAUGUGGUGGCAAAAUUACAUACAGUGGAAAUAGUUCAUGGAAACUUGCAUCCAGCAACAUUAUUCUUGGGAGACAGAAUCUGUGAUUCCUUUGGCAGUGCUGAGACUGUGAGUGCUCUGAAGGUGGUAGAUUUCUUUCAUAGUCUGGACUUGAAGCUACAGCCAAGAAUGAAUAUUCUGAAAGACUUUCCAGUAGCUCAGACCAAGACUGGGCAACAGCUCCUAAAUGAAAAAUCUCUUGCUUACCAGGUGGACCUGAUAGGCAUUGCCAAUACAGUCCACUUUAUGCUCUUUGGGGAAUGUCUUCAAGUUCAUCAGGAAGAAGGCCACUGGAAAACUGUCAGAGAUUUAUCUCAAUUUGGUGACAGUGACCUGUGGAGUAAGUUCUUUCUGCAAAUUCUGAAUGCAAAUGGUAAGUCUACUGUGCAUCUUUUAAGAGAACUAAGAGAAGACUUAAGAGGUGCAUUUGACAGCUCUUUCCCAGAACGCCUCUCUGAUUCCUUGACAAAGCUGGAACACCUUUUCAGCAUUGAGACUAUCAUCUGACUAUAGACUGAUCAUGCUUUUAAUGUGUCUCAACUUUUCUUCCUUGCCUCACUCCUAGGAGCUGGAAUGUUGUGCUUUAAUUCUUUCACUUCUGUGUAUAUAAGGCAUUGGUAUGACAUUCACAAUCCCUUCGUGUCUUUAAAAAAUGUGUGCUGGUACCUUAACUCUGUGUACCGUCAAUAUCUGUUCUCACUGAACCACUGUUGGAUUAAACCUGCAUAUUAUAGCUGCUGAAUGUUAAAUAUUGAUCACUCUGUGUUCACUGUUCAAUAAAAGUUUUGUUAUCACCUGUUA